AUGAGGCUCUGGACCUUGGGCACUAGUCUCUUCCUACGGCUUUGGGGGAUAUAUGUGUUUCCAGGAAGUACCGGCUGGCUGGACUUUAUCCAGCAUCUGGGAGUUUGCUGCUUUGUGGCUUUCCUCUCAGUGAGCCUCCUGUCAGCAGCCUUCUGCUGGGUCCUCCCAUCAAUCGCCUCAGUGGGCGUGCUCUCUGCCGUCUGGACCAUCACCUGUAUUUUUCUGUGGCGUUCCAAGCAUGCGCGGUGCUUCGUUCUUCUGGCCUUUCUCUCCUGCGGCCUCCGUGAAGGCAGAAGCGCUUUGAUUGCGGCAGGCACAGGGGUAGUGAUCUUCGGGCACGUGGAAAAUAUGUUUAAUAACUUCAGAGGUCUCCUAGACAGCAUGACUUGCAACCUAAGGGCGAAGAGCUUUUCAAUACAUUUUCCACUUUUAACACGAUAUAGUGAAGCCCUUCGGUGGAUUUAUGGCCUCGCCACUCCGCUGAAUCUGUUUGAUGACCUCGUUUCUUGGAACCAGACUCUAGUGGUCUCCCUUUUCAGUCCCAGCCGCACCCUGGAGGCUCAUAUCAAUGACACUAAAAGAGAAGUCCUGGGUGCCCUGUCGCAUAUGGUAGUCACGACAGAGCUUCUGUCUUCCUUGGGCCAGAAGCUUCUUGCCCUCACCGGGCUCCUGCUCAUUCUAGUCAGCACUGGCCUCUUCAUGAAGCGAUUCCUGGGCCCUUGUGGCUGGAAGUACGAGAACAUCUAUAUCACCAGACAAUUUGUUCAGUUUGAUGAAAAGGAGAGGCUCCAACAGCGGCCCUGUGUGCUCCCUCUGAACAAGGAGGAAAGGAAGAGAUUCAUUUCUGGCUUCCAGUCUUGA
Molecule: messenger RNA, 861 nt
Organism: Onychomys torridus (southern grasshopper mouse)
Lineage: Eukaryota; Metazoa; Chordata; Mammalia; Rodentia; Cricetidae
Gene: Dcstamp
Product: dendrocyte expressed seven transmembrane protein
Exons: 2
Coding region: 1-861 (286 amino acids)
Cellular component (GO): membrane
Source: RefSeq, a predicted model, not a curated record